AUGUGGAAAAAUAGACAGUACGAUAUGAACAUAACAGAGACGCAUUUGCGACCGUGGAUGUUGGAUCUGACCACCAACCCCGAUGAUUCUGACCGACUUAUUGAAUUCCUCGAGAACUGGGAAGAUGAUAUCAAGCACCAAUAUCCAGAUGAUCCUGCAUCGUGGCCCCAAAAUGAGUUUUCAGAUCAAAAGAAGCAAGUUGGUCGGCCUUUAAAUGCCGUAUGGAAUGCGUCUCAGUCAUUAUUUCGUGCCUUUCUGGAGUUAAAAGACUGUGAGUGUCAGCCAAUGCAUGACUUUGGCGUUCGACUUUGUCUGGGAACAUUCCAAUAUCUUUCCAGUGCCGAAGAAGAUGUUGACCCUCUCUGUGCCUUUGAGAUGUUUCUGUCCAUGAAACAAGAGUGGCACGAGGCUGAUGUGCAUUUUGCAAAGGGCGCAGCGAUGACAUUCGGUCAACGCAACACCCCAGGUCCUUUGAAACCCAAGGCACAUGCAAUGAAAGUGAAAAAGCUCUGCGAGCCUAUCAAAAAGCGAAAGCCCUUUGACCGAAUCAAGUUGAAAAUUGACGAGGAUGGUCUGUUAUGGAAGCUGCGGUCCGAGAAAGGUUCCUUCACUAUUGAUGAGACCAAAGCACCAGUCUCGCUGCAGCAGAUAAUUCAGAACCAGCGUGAAGCACUUACCGACAAGACGAAGCGUAUCCUUGCGGUUCUGCUUAGCUAUGCGGUUCUUUAUCUGCAUGAAACACCGUGGCUGCCUCCGACAUGGGGACCUUCUAGUAUCUUAUUCUUCCACACGACAUCCGCAGCCAUUCCCUUGAAGCCUUUUAUCCAGACACAGCUUGCACAAACUUCCACUCGCAAUCACCAAGCAAGCUAUUCCGCGAGCGAGCCCGCGGAGUGCCUGAGCCCUGAACUUGACCCGGACGAUAUUGACCCCGAUGACAUGAUGAUCCACCAGUGCCCAGAGGUUGUGGCGUUGGGAAUCAUGCUAAUGGAGCUUUAUUUGACUACCACAUUUGAUAAACUGGCGGAAAAAUUCAAUGUUCCCGUGUCAGAAUAUACUAGCCUCGACGCAGAGCUUGUUUUUGAAAACUGCAAAUCCGAGAUCCCUGAGAACUCUCAAUUUUACUGGGCAGUUCAGAAAUGCCUGGACUCCAAAAUCUGGGAAGACGACAAUGGAUCCAAGCUCAGCGGUCAGGUUUUACGGACAACGAUAUACCAACAAAUAGUGCGACCACUAGAGGAUGAGUUAAGUCAGGCAUUUAGCUCUAUAUCCAUCGAGGAUCUAGAUCGAAUUGCACAGACCUUGGAUCUUGGUAGCUGGGGGCAAACCUUCCAAGGUCAACAAAUGGGUGCUCAGAAUUUCGAUGUUCCCAAGGAAAGCUUAUUCACGCACUCAUUUGGAUCCACGACAUCUGGUAAUGAAUCAAGUUUCUUCCAGCAACAGCAACAAACAUUUUCGCUUCCUCUUCACCCUUCGGAAGCAAUCCUUUCAUCCUUCCCACACAUAAUGACUGCGCCAUAUCAGCAAUCCCCAAGGACAUUGGAACACAAAGGCAUGAGAUUUUUUGAUGACGAAGCACUCUCCGAGCAGCAUUCCCUAGAAGGAGUCAAAAACUACUGCAAUUGGCGUCAGCGAUUAAAGGACGUUUUUGAGAAAUAUACGACAGAGCUCCCCAAAGAUCCUGUUAAAAUUGCCGUGCUAGACACAGGUAUUGAUCUUAUCCACCCUGGCAUUGAUGCAUGCAUUGAGCAAGUCAAGGGCGAGUACAACUGGAUGAACGAGAAAUUCGCCAAGCGAGUUGAGGACUACAAUGGCCAUGGCACUUUUAUUGCAGGACUACUUCUGGAAUAUUCCCCCGAUGCAGAACUAUACAUCUCGAAGAUAUCAGAUGGCAGACCAUGCAACCCGAAAAUUAUCGCCAAGGCAAUUGAUCACGCCGUCAAUGAAUGGCAGGUUGACAUCAUUUCGAUGUCGUUUGGAUUUCCUUCCCGUGAAAUUGAGGGAUACGAUGAGCUAGAGUCCGCCAUUCAAAGAGCGUAUGCGGAAAACGUUCUUAUAUUCGCAGCGGCUUCCAACAGUGGCGCAAACCUAGACCGGGCUUUUCCUGCCCGCGACGAAAAUGUCAUCUGUAUCCAUUCUACAGAUGCCAACGGGAAUCGAUCCCCAUUUAGUCCUACUGCACUGGCUGACACGCUCAAUUUCGCAACAGUGGGCGAGCAUGUGGAGUCAUGCUGGCCUAUGCACCUAUGCGAAGAUGCUUCGGGUAUCAAACAUAGGUCUGGUACAUCCUAUGCAACUCCUAUCGCGGUUUCCAUUGCCGCGUUUCUUUUGCAGUAUACCAGGUCAUUUAUUCCAGAGAAGGCUUUCAUGCUGAAACGACAGUCAAAGAUGAAGGCAGUGCUGAGGAGGGUCUCCGAAAAGAGCCUAGAUUCGCGAACCCGGGAUGACUAUUACUUCGUGGUUUUGAAUUGUUUUUCUGAUAAUCUUUUUGGUAAAGACCAGGAUUUUGUCAAUCAUGUACUUCGUGAUAUACUAAGCCAGUAA
Molecule: messenger RNA, 2544 nt
Organism: Penicillium nucicola
Lineage: Eukaryota; Fungi; Ascomycota; Eurotiomycetes; Eurotiales; Aspergillaceae
Product: S8/S53 family peptidase
Exons: 3
Coding region: 1-2544 (847 amino acids)
Biological process (GO): proteolysis
Molecular function (GO): serine-type endopeptidase activity
Source: RefSeq, a predicted model, not a curated record